GGGAGGCUUCUCCGAGGGGGCGGAGACGCGUCGAUUUUGCGCAGGCGCAGUUGGCAGUCGACGCGCCAGGCAAUGCCGGGGGAGCAUGUUUCGCGCGUCCGGGCCUUAUAUCGGCUCAUUUUACAGCUACAUCGACUUCUGCCCGUGGAUCUCAAAGCGUUGGGAGACCAGUACGUGAAGGACGAAUUUAGGAGACAUAAGACUGUUGGUUUUGAGGAGGCCCAGCGUUUCUUGCAGGAAUGGGAGGUUUAUGCAGCAGUAUUAAGGCAACAAGCUAAUGAAAACAGACAAAAUUCAACUGGAAAAACAUAUUUUGGCAGCUCCCUCUCAGAAGAAAAACUUAAUGACUUUCGUGAUGAACAAAUUGGACAGUUAAAGGAGCUGAUGCAAGAAGCUACUAAACCCAACAAGCAAUUUAGUAUUCCUGAAUCUACAAAGCCAAAAUUUUAGUAAAUAAAGUAAUGUUUGGUAAAGCAUGUAAAUUGCAUGUAAAAUCUACUACUUUUAACUAUCAUUGACUUGUAAAACUUUAUCUCAGCUUUAAGAAUGCCUGAACUUUAUUCUUUCAAUUUAAUGCAAUACUUUCAUUUUUGGAUGGUAAGAAUGCAAUGUAUGGCUCAGACAGCUGGAAAACUUAAUGGCAUGUUUGGAAUAAUAAUAUUUGCUGAAUGGAAUUUAAUUUUUGGAUUAAAUGAGGAAGGCUGGAGAGUAGACACACUGAAAUUUUUCUGAGAAUGUUUUAAUACAUAAAUUUAUUUUAAAUCCUAUUCUAACUCUGGCAUUAGCUUCAGGCUAAUUAGUUAAGUUUGUCAUGAUAACAGUAGAUGUGGAUCCCCCAAAAUUUGUUAAAUAUAUUAUUAUUCUGAAAUUUUUAUCAUUUUAUUUUAAUUAUAUAUGAUUAUUAUUCUGUAUGUUCCCUCUCUGAAUUAUUGUUGAGUCACAAUGAAAGUUUAAAGAGAAACUUUAACAUUCAAUGCUAUACUAUCACAGUAUAGAUUGUACAAAUUGUCACAACAGCUAACAGUUUUUAAGACAUACUUACUGAUUAGAUUUUAAAUAAAAUAAAGUCUUUUGCUGUUACGUUUUUGUCUAGAUGUACUAUGUAAAUACUGUGACACUAAGAAUGUGUAAGCAGACAGGUCAGGAACUGCUAACUUGAGGAGUGUGAGGGAAUCAUUUUUAGCAGUCUUGGCCACUCAUUGUGUUCAGUGUCCUGGCUGCUCCACUGCUGCCAUCAUUUUCAUCCCAAUCUUCCCUAGUUCUUGUUAUCAUUCACUUCAGCCAUCCCUCUAUAGCAUCUUCUUUUCUUUUUCCCCUUUCUGUUACUUCUGCCAAGAUAGCCAACCAUUCACUUGCCAGAAUUAAUGUUAUAUCAGUCAGUGUAAGGAUGUUAUGUUACCUUGUGAUGUUUGGACACAGCAUUAUCUCUGCUUCUUGAUAGUCUCUUGGGUUUCAUCCUCAGGAUUCUCACCUGUAUAACUUGUUGUUUCAUAUAUUAGUUGUAUUCUUAAAUCUCUAACAUUACCCUAAAGCUUAUUUUUGAAUUUCAGAUAUAUGCUUGAAAUUUCUUUUAGCAUUUCCAACUCAUGGCAGAUCAAAUUUUUCUUUCCUUCUCAGUUUAUGAACAGUAUCAACAGUAUCAAUUCCAGUUUAGAAUUCUGUAGUUCAUCUUUGAUUUGUCUAUUUCUUUGAGCCACCUUAUUAUUAGCAAUACUAUGUAAUGUAUGGCAAAAUGGCCCUGAUUCUCUGCUGUUCUCUUUUCAAGGUAAAUUGACAGUUCCUCCUAUAAUCCAUUUUCCAGUUCUUCAAAUUUGGGUUGGCCUUGUGAAUUGAUUUGCUCAAAAGAGUGGUGUACUGGCAUUGUGCAGACUUAGGGUAUAGGCCUCAGAGUCUGGCAGUGUCACUGGUACUGUUGGAAACUUGCUCAGCUGCUGAGGGACAGCCCUGCUCUAACCCAGCAGAGGAGCAGGCCAUGUGAAGCAGAGUGGACCACUUAUCUGAAGCUGCCCCACACUAGCCAGCUGUCUCCCAAUGGCAGACACAAGUGAGCUCAUUUAAAUUUAGAUUUAUGAAGAAUUUUUAAUAACAUAGGAAAUUUUCUGGCAUUUAUAGUGAAAAAAAGAUACUAUUUAACAUAUAGUGUUUUCACAAAAUGUUAGAUUUUGUUUUAAAUAAUGCCUGACUGCUCAUCUGAGCAAUUUGCCUUGUAAAAAGUGAAACUUAAGUAGAAUUUUUAAAAAAAGGAUUUUUAGUUGCAUCUAGGACCUGGAAAUAUCCUAAGUAAUUAAGUAAUUACAAGGCUAAUGUUGGUAAACUGAAACUGCUCCAGCCUCUUUCUCCUGAGGGUGAAUUUCACAUUUGCUUUUGAUUGUCCUUAGAAACCAUAAAGACAGAAUACACAGCUUAGGGCCCUCUGGAAGUUAAGACCCUAAGGACUAUACUGUUGGGAUAAGAGUAAGUGAAAAGCUGCUAUAGUACUUGUGCAGAAUAGCAGAUCAUUCCAAACUCAAGUCAUCUGUGUGCUAUAAUAAAAGUUGAGACUUUGUCUAACAUGGCCCCAAAUAAGUACAUGGCAAAUGUAAACAAAUAUUUGGAAGAUACUAAGGUCAAAAUUUUCUUAGGGAAAUGGAUGCCUUAUAUUUAAAUAAACUCCACAAGGAAAGCUAGCACCACAACUAAGUCAGCAAAAGCAGAGCACCAAAAAACUCAGAUACUGAAAUUAGCACAUGUGUAGUACAAAGCCCAUGUAUUAAAAUAAGUUGCUUAUAAUGUCUAGGGAAUUAAGCAUUAUAAAAAUUAACUAGCAUACUUGAAAAAGAAUUAAAUAGAACUUUUAGAAAUGAACAAAACAAAAUAAAUCAAAAAAUAUCAAUGGACAGAUUUCAUAGAAGGUAAGAUAGACCUGAAGUAAGAAUUAGAGACUGGGGGAUAGUACAGAAGAAAUCCAGCAUUUUGCAUAGAAAAUUAGCUUGAUAACAUGGGAGCGCAGGAAAGGGCAAAAUGGUUUAAUGUCUAAUAGUUCAAAUGGGUUGAGGGAUAGAAAUGACAUUUGAAGACAUAGCUGCUGAGAAUUUUUAAAGUAAAAAAACCUAUGAGAUAAAUAUGAAAUUCUUUCUUCAACAUGCCAUAAUCAAAGUAGAAUACCAAAGACAAAAACUGUUUAAAUUAGCCAAAAGUCCCACAUUAUCUUGCAAGUGACAUCAGGUAGGGCAGGACAGGUUCUUGAAUAUGACUGGUGAGUCAGCUCUUCCCCUCUACUCCACUGUUGUUCUUAGAAAAAUGUGCUGGGAAUAUGCUGGGAAUGCAAAAUUCUGUGAUAAGGAGAGAUUGUCCAGAACAGCCUGGGCUCUAUAACUGUCCCUCCUAGAACUGGAUAUCCUUUGUGAUAGUUAAACUGGAUUAUCAACUUGAUUGACCAUAGAGCCACCCAGGGGAAUUAGUAAAUCAUACUUCUGGGUGAGUCAUCAAGACAUGACCUUUGGUACCACAUUUAGUCUUUAGUUAUUUCCUCUCUGUUGUCCUUUUAGCCCUCUAAAUUUCUGGCCACAAUGAACUAAGUAGCUUUGCCCUUCUGCCAUAAUGUUCCUUUCUUGGAGCUAGCCUAGCACAAAUGCCUUAAAACCAUGAGCCAGUUUCAGCGAGUAUAACAAUUCCCAAUUUGAAACUAUACUACAAAGCCACUGUGAUAAAACAGCAUGGU
Fukomys damarensis (Damara mole-rat) is the source of this 3700-nucleotide messenger RNA. RefSeq names its product succinate dehydrogenase complex assembly factor 3 (gene Sdhaf3). The record is from RefSeq and is a predicted model, not a curated record. Gene Ontology annotation, cellular component: mitochondrial intermembrane space; mitochondrion. NCBI's taxonomy places the organism in Eukaryota, Metazoa, Chordata, Mammalia, Rodentia, Bathyergidae. The transcript has 2 exons. The coding region runs from base 73 to 450 and encodes 125 amino acids. Gene Ontology annotation, biological process: mitochondrial respiratory chain complex II assembly; succinate metabolic process.